Mobula hypostoma (lesser devil ray) is the source of this 3507-nucleotide messenger RNA. It is a transcript of the gene lhfpl4a, whose product is annotated as LHFPL tetraspan subfamily member 4a. Gene Ontology annotation, molecular function: GABA receptor binding. Gene Ontology annotation, biological process: gamma-aminobutyric acid receptor clustering; sensory perception of sound. NCBI's taxonomy places the organism in Eukaryota, Metazoa, Chordata, Chondrichthyes, Myliobatiformes, Myliobatidae. Gene Ontology annotation, cellular component: inhibitory synapse; plasma membrane; postsynaptic membrane. The record is from RefSeq and is a predicted model, not a curated record. The transcript is spliced from 4 exons. The coding region runs from base 199 to 855 and encodes 218 amino acids.
AAGAGAGAAAGAGAAAGAGGAAGAGGGGAGAAAGGGAGAGGAACGGGCAGAGAGCAGCUGGAAAGAUGGAGCACUUCCAUCACAUAGCAGGUUUAUAAUGAUCGGGGAAAGGUGUCCGCGCUGAAUGGGAUUACAGGGAUUGAUGUAAAGGUUGGGUCCUGCAUUUGUGCCAAGGAACUACCGAGGAGGGAGGAAAAGAUGUUGCCUUCACAGGAAGCCUGUAAAAUCUACCAUGACAAUUACAUGCGUAACUCCAGAGCCAUCGGCGUACUGUGGGCCAUCUUCACCAUUUGCUUCGCGAUCAUUAACGUUGUGGUUUUCAUCCAGCCUUACUGGAUCGGGGACAGUGUCAGCACUCCCUACGCUGGCUACUUCGGCCUUUUCCAUUACUGCAUCGGGACGGGUUUAAACAGCCGGGAUUUAAUAUGCCAGGGGACCUUCUCCGACUUCUCCAGCAUCCCGUCGGGUGCCUUCAAGGCGGCGGCAUUCUUCGUGCUGCUGUCCAUGGUGUUGAUACUGGGCUGCAUCGCCUGCUUCGCCCUGUUCUUCUUCUGCAACACGGCCACCGUUUACAAGAUCUGCGCCUGGAUGCAGCUCCUGGCAGCUGUUUGUCUCAUCUUGGGAUGUAUGAUAUUCCCCGAUGGCUGGGACUCGGAAGCUGUGAGACGCAUGUGCGGAGACAAAACAGGGAAAUACACGCUGGGGAACUGUUCCGUGCGCUGGGCCUACAUCCUGGCCAUUAUUGGAAUCCUGGACGCACUAAUCCUCUCCUUCCUGGCCUUUGUACUUGGGAACCGGCAGAAUGAACUCCUUCAGGAUGAUCUCAAGGUCGAGAACAAAGAGGAUCUGAUGUGAGAUUGAAGCCCAGUGCUGCAGACACCUCAUAACUUGCCAACAUCACUGAGAUUAAAAACGCCUUUAACCACCACACCAACACAACAAUACUGACCUUUUUAACUGAAAAAAAUAAUGCCACAAGGGAAAAACAACAACAGCAAAAUACAUCUGCAAAGGCUGCCAUGUCCCCUGCUCCACGGAACAGAGAAGGAAAUUGCUGCUCUGGAGAAAUACUUCCACCAGUAUUCUCUGCACAACAAGUGACGUACUUCACUGCAAGGAGCCUGGAUCAAACAGUAUGUAUUCACCAAUCAGGAUUGACUUUGCAGGCAUCAGGUGCAUACAACCUUCGUGUACAGCACAGUGUUGGUAAUUAAUUCUUUACUUCGUUCUGUACUUUCACUACAAGACUGUAAAGCUGAUUUGAUAUUUUUCUGUACAAAGUUUAAAAAAUGAUGAAAUAUAUAAUGUAAAUUCUACUAAAUACAGGGUAAAGAUAGAACAUAGCAACACAUGUAUAAAGAAUUUUCAUAAGACGUUGCUACCUGCCAGAAAGCUUCCCCAUCGAUCACCUGUUAUAUAUUGGGGACGACAGAGCAAACAUUUCAGUUUAUAAAAGAACACUGCUUUAUAAAUUCCCUCUGCUCCUGGUCCAAAUUGCUGUUGAAAGCAGGAUUAAUACUGUUCAUUCUAUCACUCAAAAGAACUGAUUCGGUCUGGAUUAGGUUCUGUAGUGCUGGAACUCCAAAUAUCGUACUUUAUUUUGUACCAAGCGUAAGGGAUGAUGGCGUGAUGUGGUCACCAAGUUGUGUGCAUGUGACUAACAGAAGAAGAUACUUUCUGUUUUCAUUGCGCCUCUUCCAUUCUUUUGUACUUAAUCCCCAUCCUUUAAAGACCCUAACUCAAGAUUUUCAAUCCAAGGCCUAAUUUUAGUUGAUCUGAAAUUUAAUUAUGGCCGAAAUGCUGAAAGAAUGUAAUUCAUUGUCAUCGAGCCCAAGGCCUACAGCUGAUGCUGAUGGCAGCCACUGUAAUAAUAUUGAGGAAAUGUUGCUCCUCGACGCAUUGGGUCAGACACUUGCUGUGAUGGAGAAAGGGUAAUAGACACACGUUUGGGCCUCGGUGUUUGGAGUUAUAAAAUUUUUCAACCGAAAGGAUGGGAUUCUGAAGGUCAUGAGAGAGCAGUGGGAGUGCGCUGGUAUUUGUUGAUUUAAAUUGUGUUUGUAAUCGAUCUGUUCAAAGUAAAGUAAAUUUUAUUAAGGCAAAAGAGUGCAUUCUGCACAGAUGGAUGGCAAGUUCUGCUUCCUUCACUCAACGUUGCUGUUUGAUGUGGACUGAAUCUCUCAUUCAUUCUCUUCACGCCGAAUGUCAAGUCCCUGAGGAACUGAAAGCAAAUGAACUUGAACUUAUUAAGUAUCUUCAGGUUACAAUUGACCCCCAGCCCAACGUGCCCCCAAUCAUUGGGCCAUUGGUGAUUUCCAAGAACUCGAAAGCAAAGGAGCAGAGAGGAGGUCCAAGUUGGGUGCAGUGGAGAAUCCUCUCAUGGGGUCUGACUGAGCAGGGAAGAUAGGUGGGCCCAGCCAGAGCUUGUGGACGGCCACAUUUCCAAAUAUCUUGCCUGGCAGCAGAUUGUCAAGGUGUCUAAUAAGAAGCAUGAAACAAUACUUUGGCUGUUGCAUAAACAAGGAGAAAACAAUUAGUGAUAUUGUAUGCCUAGUAACUUCUACUUAAGUUCUUGAUGUUUAUGCUAAUGGCUCACCCAUCCAAAUAUGGAAAGGUUGUUGUGGACAGCAGCUGAGGGUCUUAUUUACUCAGUUAAGAUUGAGAACUUGCUUCUAAAACCCAGAACAAACAUAACUGGGAGGGAUAAUCACAGUGAUGAUGGAAACUGAUUGAGUUCCAGUUCUGAUAUAAUCGUAAAUAUAGCUAAGAGGUCAGUUUUUUUUUAAUGAACAGGCAUUUGUAAUGUAGUUUGGAAGCUUUAGGAAUCUGAGGCUUCGCAUAUGAUUGUUUUUUUCAUGUUUAUUGAAUACAAAUGUGGUUAAGUUAAUCAAGUUAAGGGUAUCUGCUGAGAGUUGUACUCAGUCACUUGCAUUCAUCUGGUACAAAGGCAUGGAUGGUAAGCACAGAUAUCAGCCACCUCCUGCUCGUGCGUUUAAUCAAAGCACUAGAGACAAAAUCCCGUUGCCCACCCCGUGUUUCUGUAUACGGUCAAAAUGUUGAAUACUAAACUGGAAAUAGCUAUUAUUUUACAGGAACUUUAACAAGGUGUCUUUUUCUUUAAGAUGGACCUCCUUUCCAAUAUAAAAAUACCCAAGGCAGAUGGAGAUUGGUUGAGACAGGCUGGGCAAGCCAAACUAACUUGUGCUACUUUACAUUUCCAUAGACAGAAACUGAGCAUUCAUUUAAUUUAAUAUUCAGACAGUUUGUCUCACAAAUUAGGAAGAUAUAUCUCUGUACUUAAACAGGAAGUCUCAAUCCCACUCUGGUUAAUUGCCACCAGAAGUUACAUCCAUUUUGAGGGAGAUAUCUGACACAGAACUGAUUGAUUAACUAUAAAUCAUGAAAGGGAGCAAGUUGAGAAGGCAGAAUUAAUUUAAUCCAUGGCCUACUUUAAACAACUUCCUUAGAACUGUCCUAGAAAUGAUGAUAACCUAAUGGUCUUCAACUGGA